This is a messenger RNA of Ictalurus furcatus (blue catfish), 2292 nucleotides long. Its product is annotated as phosphatidylinositol polyphosphate 5-phosphatase type IV. The transcript has 12 exons. The coding region runs from base 148 to 1836 and encodes 562 amino acids. Gene Ontology annotation, biological process: phosphatidylinositol dephosphorylation. Gene Ontology annotation, molecular function: inositol-polyphosphate 5-phosphatase activity. The record is from RefSeq and is a predicted model, not a curated record. Lineage: Eukaryota; Metazoa; Chordata; Actinopteri; Siluriformes; Ictaluridae.
AGUGAACUGAUGUCAAGUGAGUGUUCCACAAUCUCAUUAUAUGUUCAGAGUAUCUGAGAGUUGUGCGAAGGAUUGCAUUGUUGGAUAUGUAUCGUUAGUCUUUUUUUUUUUUAUCGUUAUUAAUAUUUAUCGUUAUCGCUCAACAAAAUGUUUGCUGGCAGAGACGGUUCCGAGAAGCUACAGCACUCUUCAGCUUUACACCCACUGUCAAGUAAAGCCUGGUCACUCAAGCCGGAGAACAAUGUGGAGGACAGGAACUGUGGAGUUAUGGAAGGAUAUCUGUUCAAGCAAGCAAGUAAUACUUUCAGAAUCUGGAACAGACGCUGGUUCAAAGUUGAGGACAAUAAGCUGAUGUACCAGGGUUUCAAGAAUGGGCCCACUGUAAUGAUGAAUGAUCUGAGGCUGUGUGAAGUUAAGAACUUCAACAACACCGGCUGCCACUUCUGCUUUGAAGUGACUUCAUCCACAAAGAGCUGUGUGCUGAAGGCUGAUUCAGAGAUGACGAAACAGAUUUGGAUGAGAGCUAUUCAGAACAGGGAAACGUCUUGGACAGACAGCUCACAUGACUCUGAGUUGAAGGAUCCAGUUCGAAAGAUGGUCAAGAAGCAUAAGGUGAUGAAUGUCCAGGCAAAAAUGAGAGAAGUUGCACUGAGAUUGGAAAUGGCAGAGAACCCAGGAGCGAAGGAGCAGCAGGAGGAUGAGGAUCAUAAAAUGAAUGUUCUGCAAAACAGGAGACCAAUCAGCUCAAAUAUCCUCACGGCUGAAGAGUUGGACCGGGUCUGUCCCGGACGGCAAAUUGGGAUUUCCAUCGUCACAUGGAAUAUGGCUGGACAGAAGGAGCUUCCAGACAAUCUUAAUGAUCUGUUUCCUCCAACGACCGCUGAUUUUUCACAAGACAUGUACGUCAUUGGGGUGCAAGAAGGAUGUCCUAAUAGGGAAGAAUGGCAAUGCAAACUGCAGGAAACCCUCGGCCAGCGUUAUGUCAUGCUCCAUGCAGCAUCGCUUGGAGUUCUCUCUCUCACCAUCUUCACACGUACCGACCUCGCACAUUACUUUUCCCGUGAGUCUUUCACCUUGUAUCAUUGUGGUUUUCCUGCUAUAUGGUACAUAUUAAUGAUGUUGACUGUUCUGGAUUUUUCUUUUUUAUUAUUUGUUUUUGCAGAAGUGAAAGAUGCCACGGUCACCACUCGAUUUUUCCCCCGGAUUAAGACCAAAGGAUCAGUGGGUGUUGGCUUUACCUUCUGUGGGAUGUCCUUCCUCUUUAUCACAUCUCAUUUUAAUUUUUCACCUGGAGUUUCCAAAGUGUCCCAGAGAAUACAGGACUACAAAAAGAUGAUAACAGGUCUGGCCCUUCCCCAGCAUUCUAAUGGCACCAAGCCUGACCCUAACUUGGAUGUAACCACCCAGUAUGACGUAGUCUUCUGCUUUGGCGACUUUAACUUCCGCCUGACUGAAGACCGUGAAAGCGUCAUGGCCACUUUGUAUCAUCACACUGGGGACAACAUGGACGUCCUCCUCCAGCAUGACCAGCUCAGCAAAGAAAUGGAUAAAGGUUCAGUCUUUAGAGGGUUUCGUGAGGCCCCAAUCCACUUCACUCCCACCUAUAAAUUUAACAUGGGCUGCGAUGUUUAUGACACCUCUUCAAAGCACCGAACUCCAUCAUAUACAGAUCGGAUCCUUUACAGGAGCAAAAAAAAAAAGGAUAUCAAAGUGAUCCAAUAUGAUUCUUGCCCAACUAUCAAGACCUCAGAUCACCGGCCUGUCAUGGGCACAUUCCAGGUCAAAGUUCAGCCUGGUACAGGUUGGUAUGGAGUCCAUCACUGCCCUCUGUUUUGAAAGCACUGUGUACUGUGUACCAUGAAGCAACGACGAACCAGACGACAAAGCAAAAGAAGUUAGAGUAAGAAUCCCGGACGUGUCACUUAAUCCGAACAACAAAAAGAAGGACAAUGUGGAGGUCUGACACAGAUGAGAACCAGGUCUGAGGGAACUCAGUACUUCAAUUCAGAAAGGCUGCUACAUACGACCACGCCAGAGAUUUUGAGGAAUACAUAGGAUCUGUUAGUUACAUUAGCAAGUGUAUAAAUGUUUUUAAUCACCACACGUGCAAGCCAGUAGCCAUGGACUGAUGACCGCACUGGAGAGUGCGCUACCGAAAACCUGAGACACUGCUUUCGGAUCGGACGACAGGGUAGCCCUUGCUGUUCCAAUACUUUCAGAGGGGACUAUAUAAAGAGACUUUUCAUAAAGAUUUUUGUGUGAGGAUUUUAAACAAAAAAACUUUUGUUCUAA